Messenger RNA from Ciona intestinalis (vase tunicate), 2355 nucleotides. Its product is annotated as diisopropyl-fluorophosphatase-like. Lineage: Eukaryota; Metazoa; Chordata; Ascidiacea; Phlebobranchia; Cionidae. The record is from RefSeq and is a predicted model, not a curated record.
CACUUUAAAUGCAAGGGAAAUUCAAUUUAUUGUGACGUAGAAGUACGUAAGUUUUGUGUCAUAACUUCUCCCUUUCAAGUACUACGAAAUUUAACACCAGCUGGAGCUGUAUAUAGAACACUAUAAAAAGUCUGUUACUUUUGCUACCAGGCAUAAUGUAAAUGAUUAUUUCGCCACAUAAACUCAAGAUGAGAUAGGACCUGGUCGCAUAUAAAACAGACGAAACGUUGGAAUAAACUGAACGAUAAUAUACUGAAGGAGCAGAAAAAAACAUAGUUUAUAAAGCUUUGUCGUCUAACACCCUAACUAUUAAGCUCGUAAGCAUACUCGCAAAAAAUAGUCAAUAGUCACGUAACAUCAUAUAAGCGCAUCAUCAUCUACUGUCGGAGGUUGGUUGUUACUCGCAAGUUCAAUUAUCAGUUCAUAAUUUUUAGUUGGUAUUAGCACUUUAAUGUAACAGAAAGUUUAUUAUAAACAAGAUUUAGCAAUAAUGCACUUAAGAGCUAAAUUAACACGCACAUAAACCAAUGACCAAAAUAACGUCGUUAGCGAAUUACUAAAUGACGACUUUAUGCCAAUCGCUAUUCGCCUAUAUAUAUUUUACUAUAUAUAUAAGAAGUGUCUUAUAACAAUCGCAAAACGUUGCGUUUACAUAUUUAGAUGAAAUUAACACGGCAUUCUCACGCACGUAUAUACACCAGAGUUAAAUAAAUGUUUACUAUAUGACAUGGCUGACGUAGGAAUGACGAUGGCAAGAUUCAUGUUGUUCGGCUUCCCUUCCUAUACCCCCCAAAAAAGCGUAACGUACACAUACGCGGUAUUUGUUAUACGAGUUUGUUUAUUACGAGCAGUGCAGAUUAUAUAAGGUAUAUUCAAGAACGAGAAAUACAGUUUUAGGUAUUUUUUCAAGUAUUACUGACGAAUUACCCUAUUCAAAACUAUCCACGGGGUAUAAACACAUGGGGGAAUUACACCAGCCACGCUUUACGCUUAUAACUAAAGGACUAGCUGGUGCUGAAGGUCCAGUGUUUGAUACAAAGGGACGUUUCUACGCAGUCGCUCCACUGGAACAAGCAAGCAACGAUAGAGAGACUGGUCAGUUUACAGAUGGCUCCGCUGGCAAGCUGUACAGAAUCGAACUUGAGACUGGUGACAAGCAUGUAGUAUGUACUCCACAUGUUGAAGGAUUUGGUGGAAAACCAAACGGAAGCAUUUCUGAUAAAGAUGAUUGUAUUUGGUGCGCAGAUAUGCGUCUCGGUCUUGUCAAAUUUGACCCAGGCGACAACUCCUGCAAAAUAUACGGAAAAGUGGACAGCAGUGGUAAUCCGCUAAACGGUGCGAAUGAUCUGGUUUUUGACGAUGAUGGAAACCUAUGGUUUACAGGACCCGGGAGCCCGGUCGCCCCAGCGAAAGAAGAUAUGGUCACGAUUUUUGAAGUACCUAGUGGUAAACUGUACUGCCUGCCUAAAGGCGAGGAUGUCCCGGUAUUAGCGGAUGAUAAUCUAAGGUUCCCAAACGGUCUCGCUGUGCAGGGCAAAGUUCUUCUGGUUGGGGUGACAGUGACCAAGGAAAUUCUUGCAUACGACAUUAUAGGAGCGGGAAAACUUACAAAUCGGCGGCUUUGGGCGAAAGUCCCGAGGGAGGGACUCGAACCCGGAUCAUUUCUUGGUGAAACAGAUGGACCAGACGGGAUGGACUUUGACGUCAUGGGUCGUCUUCUGGUUGCUAACCAUGGGGGAUCUCAUAUUGAAGUCUAUCCACCCGAUGGCGGCAAUGCGCCCAUAAUUCGAAUCCGAUGCCCCUUCGAAGCACCGAGUAACCUGCAUUUUCGACAGAAUUCCAAUGUUUGUUACGUCACAGAGCACAGCAAUGACGCACUUUGGAGUUUUGAAUGGGAAUGCAGAGGGGCGGCCAUGUAUUGCGAUAAAUAAAAACUGGUCUCCUUGAUAUAAUGCGAACUAACAAGUUGACGUGUCAGCAAUUUUAGCAAGUUUGUAAAUCGCUGUACAAAGUAGGACUGUAAAUUUGUAAAUAAUACAAUUUAAAUCCAUUUAUCCAAAGUUAAACAUUUUUAAGUCCACCUUUAUAUUUUGUACACAUUUAAACAUAAAACGACACAUAUCCAAUAUGGAACUUAUUCUCACAUCAAAGCAAUAAUAAAAGGAAACCAAAUGUUGGAAUAUUUAAUUCGCAAGCAUUUCAUGUCCCGAACCUUGUGGUUCGAAAUGGCAAAGAACAGAAAGAAUAUUGAAUCGAGGAAAUAAACGCCAUGAACAAUGUAGAAGGAAUGGGUGUAAGAGGAACAAUCAAGAAAAUGUUAGAAGUUACUGUUCUUGCUUAUUAUACAGAAAUAUG